Molecule: messenger RNA, 1233 nt
Organism: Phragmites australis (common reed)
Lineage: Eukaryota; Viridiplantae; Streptophyta; Magnoliopsida; Poales; Poaceae
Exons: 2
Coding region: 155-961 (268 amino acids)
Source: RefSeq, a predicted model, not a curated record
GGACGCCGCGUCCAUUCUCCUUCCUUGCUUGCUUCUCUCUUUAUUCCUCCCUUCCCUUCCCCUCUUCCUCCGGUGGACGCAAGGGAGCGGGAGAUUGGUCCCUAGGCCAGGGGGAGAUCCUCGCGGCGUUCGAUCCGGACGGCGGCGGGCGAAGAUGCUGGACGUACAGAAGCGGCGCGUGCAGCUGCUGCUCUUCAUCACGGGCGUCCUCGCUCUCAGCAUGACCGCUGAGAAGUUCAGGGAACUUGUUGGAAAGGAGGCUGCAUCGAAGAGUGGUCAGUUCACAUUCCUGAACUGCUUUGACAUGGGCCCUGGCAGCCUUGCAUGCACAGCGAAGGAGGGUGUCAAGUUGUAUGUCUACAACCUCCGAACUGUACACAUGGAAAGGGUGCGGCAACGAGCUAUUGAGAAAGCAUUAGCUGAUGCCGUGACAGAAGGCCUGACACCCUCUGAAGCAGCCAAGCAAGCUCAGAAAGUUGGUACAAAAGCGGCGAAAGUGGCUGCUCGUCAAGCCAAACGGAUAUUGGGGCCAAUAAUCUCUUCUGGUUGGGACUUCUUUGAAGCAAUGUACUUUGGUGGAAGCAUGACAGAAGGUUUUCUCCGGGGUACUGGCACCUUGUUUGGAACUUAUGUGGGUGGUUUCCAUGGCGAGGAGAGGCUGGGGAGGCUGGGGUAUCUUGCAGGAAGCCAUCUAGGCAGCUGGGUUGGAGGAAGAAUUGGACUGAUGAUCUAUGAUGUCAUGAAUGGCCUGAAAUAUAUGCUUCAAUUUGUCCAGCCAGAGAAUCAAUCAUUGUCAUAUUCUUCCGAAGGUGGUUCAGAAUACACUGACAAUUAUAUAAGCGGCAAAAGAGAGGAGUCAACAUACACAGAUAAUUAUUUAAGCAGCGAAACAGAGGAGCCAACAUACUAUGAAACAUCGGAAGAGAAGCAGGAGGAAUCAAAGUGGUUCAGUUUGUUCUGAAACUGUGAACUUUGAUAUUAGCAGUCCUAUACUGUCUUCACAGAAAUGGUUAGCUUGUUUCGUAUAAAUAUUCGACACUCUUAGCUUCGUUUUGUGUUAUUAGAUGAGGUAUGACUCUUCUUUGUAUUUAUCCUUUUGACCACUGUAUAUGGAACACAUGUGCAUGCAACUCUUGAGUUUUGUAGAAUGCACCAUCAAUAGCAGCAAUACUGAACCACUACAGAAAAGAUAUUGGGGAAUAUCUUAUCGUAGAAAAAAAAUGUUUGAGGAGA